This is a messenger RNA of Halichondria panicea, 837 nucleotides long. Its product is annotated as GTPase HRas-like. Gene Ontology annotation, biological process: Ras protein signal transduction. The transcript has 6 exons. Gene Ontology annotation, cellular component: plasma membrane. Bases 163 to 741 code for a protein of 192 amino acids. Gene Ontology annotation, molecular function: GDP binding; GTP binding; GTPase activity. The record is from RefSeq and is a predicted model, not a curated record. Lineage: Eukaryota; Metazoa; Porifera; Demospongiae; Suberitida; Halichondriidae.
GAAUCAAAGAGCAUUGUGAUAUAAAUACUUCAGUUGCUGACAUGACAAUAGCUAAUUAAUUACUGUUACUGGUCAUCUCCUGUGCUGUACUGUACCAAGACUCGCUAAGCUAAGUGUGUAUCUCAAGCUAGUAGUACUGGAGCAAGCAAGAAGCUCUGGGCCAUGGCUGGUAGUAACGAUCUGACAGAGUACAAGUUGGUAGUGGUGGGUGGUGGUGGUGUUGGCAAGUCUGCCCUCACAAUACAGUUCAUUCAAAGUCAUUUUGUGGAGGAAUAUGACCCGACAAUAGAGGACUCCUAUAGGAAGCAGUGUGUCAUUGACGACGAGGUAGCUGUGUUGGAUAUCCUGGAUACUGCUGGUCAAGAGGAGUUCAGUGCCAUGAGGGAGCAGUACAUGCACACUGGAGAAGGGUUCCUAUUGGUCUACUCUAUCAUCGACAAGACUAGUUUUGAAGAGAUUCCAAAGUUUUACAAGCAAAUCUUACGAGUGAAAGACAAGACAGAUUUUCCCAUGAUUCUCGUGGCCAACAAAGCCGAUCUUGAGUCAGAAAGAGUGGUGACUCAACAAGAAGGGGAAGAGCUAGCACGAGAACUCAAGAUAAAGUACGUCGAGUCAAGUGCUAAACAUCGUGUCAACGUUGAGAAAGCUUUCCAUGAUCUCGUGAGAGUUAUUCGAAAGGCCCAGAAACCCAGCAGUGCUGACAAGAAAAAGAAGAAGGGGUUUAAGUGUACAAUUUUAUAACACUCACGCUUGCUAGUGCACUUAAUCUAUCUAGUGUGUUUUGUGUUUGUGUACUAAACUGCUUUGUAUCAAGAUUGGUUUUAAUUUGCACAAUAA